Molecule: messenger RNA, 658 nt
Organism: Pyrus x bretschneideri (Chinese white pear)
Lineage: Eukaryota; Viridiplantae; Streptophyta; Magnoliopsida; Rosales; Rosaceae
Product: glutaredoxin-C11-like
Exons: 1
Coding region: 152-460 (102 amino acids)
Source: RefSeq, a predicted model, not a curated record
UCCUUUAUAAAUAGCCUGGCACAUGAACCUCAAAGUCCACCAUCCGCAAGCUCCACAAAUCAUAAAUAUCUUUCUGCUUUACGGUUUUCAUCAUUUCCAGUAACUCAGCUGCAUUACUUGUUCUCUAAGAAACCAAUUAUUGUUUUUAGUGAUGGAGAGUGUGAGAGAGUUGGCUUCACAGAAGGCUGCUGUGAUCUUCACAAAGAGCUCCUGCUGCAUAUGCCACAGCGUGAAGACGCUUUUCUACGAGCUCGGAGCAAGCCCGGCGAUUCACGAACUCGACCAAUACGCCAAUGGGAGGGACAUGGAGUGGGCACUGAGAAACCUCGGCUGCAACCCUGCUCUUCCUGCUGUAUUCAUAGGCGGGAAAUAUGUCGGCUCCUCGAAAGACAUCAUAUCCUAUCAUGUCGAUGGAUCUCUAAAACAAAUGCUCAAAGAUGCACAAGCCAUCUGGUUCUAGCUAGCUAGGGUUUUAGCUACCUAGUAGCUAUAUAUUAUGCUUAAGCUUGCUAUGCUAAUGUUCUGUAGUUUUAGUAGUCAACACAGAAAAGAAUCGCAAUACCAUCACCAUGCUUAAAGAAAAUGAGUAUUGAGGUGUAGUUUACCUUCUUCUACUUUGUAUGUAAUUUAACUUCCCGGCAACAUUCUAUAUAUAUAU